This is a messenger RNA of Ostrinia furnacalis (Asian corn borer), 2216 nucleotides long. RefSeq names its product esterase FE4-like. The record is from RefSeq and is a predicted model, not a curated record. NCBI's taxonomy places the organism in Eukaryota, Metazoa, Arthropoda, Insecta, Lepidoptera, Crambidae. The coding region runs from base 16 to 1989 and encodes 657 amino acids. The transcript is spliced from 3 exons.
UUGUAAUCGUUUAAGAUGUGGAGGGUGGUAGUGUUGGUUUGUGCGUUGGUGGCCGCCGGCGCCGGUCAGGAAACUGAGGAAACCGAGUCGAAGGUGGUGACCAUCACCCAAGGACAAAUCAGGGGGUACAAAGCGGCCAACUAUGAUGUGUUCGAAUUCUUAAAUGUCCCGUACGCUCUUGCACCCACUGGUACAGACAAGUUUAAGGCUCCCUACACAGUAAAUUCAGUAUUCAUGGGAGUUUUUCCCGCAGUUGAUCGGGGGAUCCUAUGCCCUCAGAGCAUCUCCGCGCUUUUUCCUGAUGACUCACCUUUAAACUUCAAAGAAGACUGUCUAGUCGCGAAUAUACACGUGCCGAAUACAAACGAAACUAACCUCCCAGUUCUGGUGAUAGUUCACGGUGGAGCCUAUUUAUUAGGAGCAGGCAUAUUCCAAAAAGCUAAUGGUCUGGCUAGUGACGCUAAUAUUAUCGUUGUCACCUUCAAUUACCGCCUCGGACCCCAUGGUUUCCUAUGCCUUGGCACAGAUGAUGCCCCUGGGAAUGCUGGUAUGAAAGACCAGGUAGCAUUGUUGCGCUGGGUACAAACCAACAUUGCUGGGUUCGGAGGCAACCCUAAUGAUGUGACGAUAAGUGGCUGUAGCGCGGGAGGGUCAUCAGUAGACUUGCUCAUGCUCUCCAAUAUGACCGACGGCCUGUUUAACAAGGUUAUUGCCGAAAGUGGUUGCAGCAUAAACCCAUUUUCAACACAAAUAAAUCCCAUCCAAAAUGCAAGGGAUUAUGCUCAAAGUCUUGGUUUCACGAACGCGAACGUGAGCAGUUUAGAGGAUUUGGCAGAGUUUUACACAACAAUACCUCUUUCCAAUCUAUUUAGCUCUCUGUUGGACAUGGCCUCUACCAAAAAUUCUUACUUUACUUUCCAACCUUGUGUAGAGGCAAAUAUUGGCCAACAAAGAUUUCUAGAAGACGCGCCUAUAAAUGUUUUGAAGAGUGGUAAUUUCAAAAAUCUACCAGUUAUAUAUGGAUAUGCUAAACAUGAAGGUUUAUUCAGAAUUAUGCAGCUCAACGAAUGGACCGUUGCAAUGAAUGAAGAUUUCUCUCAAUUUUUACCAGCUAACCUGCAGUUCGAAAACGAAACACAAAAAGUUGAAGUAGCUAAUAUGGUUAAAGAAUUUUAUUUUGGACCUGGAGAGAUCAGCGAGUCUUCUGUUUCUCAGUACAUUAAUUAUUUUACUGAUGUGGUAUUCCUAAGUGGAAUACUUCGUAGUGUUUCAUUGCGAGUUGGAGCUGGUCAAGAUAAUAUUUAUUUAUACGAAUACUCUUUCACACACAAUGAAUCUACAAGUAUACCGAAUGCUGAUGAUCGAGGGGCUGAUCACUGUGAUCAAUUUGACAUUCUAUUAGAUCACUCAAUACCUGAAAGCUUAUCAGAGGAACGAACUAAUAUGUCACAAACGAUGAGAGAGAUUAUAUCUAAUUUUAUUAGCACAGGGAACCCAACCCCAUCAGAAUCUUCCUUGCCGACAUGGCCGCCAGUGGCCAGUGCCAACCGGUUUCCACACUACUCCAUAGGUGACACCAUUCAAGUUGCUGGCAUUCCAGUUGAGAGUAGAGGCGCCUUCUGGGACGCAAUUUAUGACGUCUAUGAAGCAAUACCUCAACAACCAGUAGAAAAUGAACCAGAGGCAGAGCCAACUACAACUGAGACACCGGAAGAUGAAAUAACGACUACAGAUUCCUAUGAUGAAGAAACGACUACAGAGACAGCUGAAGAUGAAGAAACGACUACAGAGACAGCUGAAGAUGAAGAAACCACUACAGAAACAUACGAUGAUCAAGAAACGACUACAGAAGCAUAUGGAGACGAUGAAACAACUACAGAAGCAGAUGACGUAGAACCGACGACAGAGGGAUAUAACUCUGCUAACAACAUAUUUUCUCAUCAGCUAUGGAUGUUUUUCACGGUUGUCGCUGUAAUAGCGUUUAAGUAAGAAUUUUUUAAUGUGCUAUUAUGUAGGCCAGGCAAAGCUUCGCUUUUCAAACUCAGUAAUUAUAAAUUUAAGUUACUUUAAAGACUGUGCAUUUGUGCAAGUGGACUUUUUUGGAUUUUAAAGUAAGACAAAUAGAUUAGGUACAUACUAAGUAUAAUUUAUUGGCCUGAUUAGAUUUUACAUGACACGUGUUAGUGAAUAAGUAUUAAAUUAUGUUCAAACAUAAA